CCCCCAAACCCACAACCCUUCGUCUCCAACUCCAACCAAGACCUUCAAAGCCUGCAAAUCGCCAUCGCUCUAAACCCUCCCUCCACCACCAAUUGCUGGCGCUUGAAAACCUAAUCUAGAACCCCAAUCACAAAGAUCCCUAUUCAACUCCAAGCUCAAUUGAAAACCUAACCUUGAACCUCAAUCUGUGUCUUGAAACCCUAACCUUGAACCUCAAUCGAUGGCUCUGCAACCAUUUUCUUCCCAAACUCUCACUCUGCAACCUUCGCCAAUCCCCUGAAGAUUAUCGGCGGGUUCUCUGCUACGAAAGCUCUCUUUGUCAUUACUCCUCAGCUCCUACGUACACACAUUCUCCCUCCGCGGUGUGGUUCCUCUUCCCUUUCAAGCGGGACACUCUUCUUGGGACACAGGCUGCUGCAAAAUGGUUCGUGAUGAAAUCAAAAGCUUUAGUGUCCUCUUUUCUUGAGCUGCUCAUUUUCGAGGCGCAUGCCUCCUUGUGGGCUUGUUUCAGUUUCACCACAGCGGAAGAAUUCAACACAGGUCAAUCUUAUCACGAGUGUCUACUUUUUGGAUUUAUUUCAAUAACAUUGGUUAGACAACUACAGACCUUUGAAUUUUGAUAAAAAGAAAGCCUAAUCAUAUAUGUUACUCUAACUCAUUUGAAUUUCCCAUUGGUUAAAUAUGUUACGAUAAAGAUCUCAACUGUAUUGUUUAUUUUUUCUUCCAGUGUACGUCUAAGAUAUUGUAGUAAUUAAUAUCUUUAUUUGUUGUUAGUUGAUAUUUUAUGUAGAUUAUCAGCCAAGCGUUCAACAUGUUGGCCAUGGACUAGGACGACGAUGAAUAUCUCAAUUGGUGAAAGUUUCCAAUUAUUGACUGAGUUGAACUAGUAGUUUAUUAUAAACAGAGAUUGAUCUAAAUGUUGUGAAGGAUGAACUUAGUAAAUGACUUCAAUUCCUUGUAUAUUGUGUAUACUUCUAUGUAUAAAGCUAGGUACUUCCUAUACCUGAUUGUAUUUGUUACUACUUCCUAUACCUGAUUGUAUUUGUUA
Molecule: messenger RNA, 1048 nt
Organism: Linum tenue
Lineage: Eukaryota; Viridiplantae; Streptophyta; Magnoliopsida; Malpighiales; Linaceae
Source: the annotation of a GenBank genome assembly